Messenger RNA from Sclerotinia trifoliorum, 711 nucleotides. NCBI's taxonomy places the organism in Eukaryota, Fungi, Ascomycota, Leotiomycetes, Helotiales, Sclerotiniaceae. The record is from the annotation of a GenBank genome assembly.
GUCAAAAUACAAGCAUUCGACGAAGAGAACAAAUUGAGAGGCAAAAAUAUAACUGAUUGUACAUGUACUAUUUACAAAGCCUUCUAAAAGACGAUAUUCGACAUAUGAACAUGUCAGCAUCUGCAAUCAACAUGUGUAUGUCCUUUCCCCUGCCUCCAAGUCUCCUGCCCCGAAUUUGGAGUGAGCAAAUGAUUGAUUUUGAAACUAGCCACACCGGCCACCAGUGCAAAUAUGGGCGUGGAUCUUAAACCCGCUGGAGAAACUUCUCCAAAACCAAAGGUACAUGCCCUUUCUUUUACAUAGUUGGCAGAUUGGAACGUCAGCUAAGCCGAUCUUGGGGAAAGCCGUGCUGUGUCUGUAAAGACGAGAAAGCCGCUCGAGACGAAUGUAUGCUAUUUAGCACGGCCAAGGAUCCACAAGUAGCCUGUGCAAGUAUGGUUGAAAAAUAUAAGACCUGUAUGGCUGGGUUUGGGUUCAAUUUACCAUGAGCCAGUGACGGAGAUGUCGUGUACGAUAUAGGAAUGAAUUGAAAUGGAGUUUGGGCAUGGUAAUGGCGUUACAAAGAGUGGACUGCGGAUUAAAAACGAUCAAGUAGAAGGAUUCAUAGAAGGAUCACGAAGAACUUCCCAACUCUGUUUCAUUAGAUUAUAUUUGGCAAACACGUUUCUCUUGUAAUAUUACACAUUUUAACAAAACAAUCACAAGGACGGA